Messenger RNA from Cheilinus undulatus (humphead wrasse), 1289 nucleotides. RefSeq names its product gonadotropin-releasing hormone II receptor-like. Gene Ontology annotation, cellular component: membrane. The coding region runs from base 66 to 1289 and encodes 407 amino acids. Gene Ontology annotation, biological process: G protein-coupled receptor signaling pathway. Gene Ontology annotation, molecular function: peptide binding; gonadotropin-releasing hormone receptor activity. The transcript is spliced from 4 exons. NCBI's taxonomy places the organism in Eukaryota, Metazoa, Chordata, Actinopteri, Labriformes, Labridae. The record is from RefSeq and is a predicted model, not a curated record.
UAAGACCAAAUCACUCCCUCUCCAGUCAGCCUGUGCAGUUCCAUAGCAUAUGCUCUGGUCCAAGCAUGCUAGAAAUGCCAGUCUUUUCCACUGGCCUUCCAGGGUUGGCUGUUGAAAAGCUUCCCCACAGCAUGAUGCUGCCACCACCAUGCUUCACAGUGGAGAUGGUGUGUUUGUGCAUGUCAGGAGAUUGGCCCAUCAUGAGGCUUUCAUCACAUCCUCCACCACUCUCUCCCAACACUUCCCAGUUCCCAGCUCUCUCAGACUGGGAGGCUCCCAGCUUCACCCGGGCUGCUCAGUUCCGUGUUGGUGCCACCUUCAUCCUUUUCCUGUUUGCAGCCUGCAGCAACCUCGCCUUAUUGGUCAGUCUGUGGUGUGGGCGUGGCCGUCGUCUGGCAUCUCACCUGCGUCCGCUGAUGCUGAGCUUGGCGUCAGCCGACCUGAUGAUGACGUUCGUGGUGAUGCCUCUGGACGCCGUCUGGAACGUGACAGUGCAGUGGUACGGAGGAGAUGUGCUCUGUAAGCUGCUCUGCUUCCUGAAGCUGUUUGCCAUGCACGCUGCCGCCUUCAUCCUCGUGGUCAUCAGCCUCGACCGGCAGCACGCCAUCCUGCACCCGCUCGAUGCUCUGAGUGCGCACCACAGGAACCGCCGGAUGCUGCUGAUGGCCUGGAGCCUCAGCGUUCUACUCGCAUCACCACAGCUCUUUCUCUUCCGAGCAAUCCGAUUGGACGGCGUUGACUUCACUCAGUGUGCGACUCAUGGCAGCUUCAGCCGCCGCUGGCAGGAAACUCUGUUCAACAUGUUCUACUUCACCACGCUGUACAUCGUCCCCCUGCUGGUCAUGAGCUGCUGCUACAGCCGCAUCCUGCUGCACAUCCACCUGCAACACCUGAGGGACAGAGCAGGUGAGUCAUACCUGAGGCGCAGCGGCACUGACAUCAUCCCGAAGGCUCGGAUGAAGACGCUGAAGAUGACCGUGGUCAUCGUGCUGACCUUCGUGCUCUGCUGGACGCCUUACUACCUUCUAGGGAUCUGGUACUGGUUCCAGCCCGCCAUGCUACGGGUCACGCCUGAGUACGUCCACCACGCCCUCUUCCUGUUCGGAAACCUGAACACGUGCUGCGACCCCGUCAUCUAUGGCUUCUACACGCCGUCCUUCAGGGCCGACCUCGCCGCCUGCUGCCACCGUAGGACAGACACGACAUCAUGCUCUCCGGACCUUCUGUCCGCCAGGCCUUACAGCAGGGGGUCAGACCCGCCCACCAACCAGCAGCCUGCUGCAGACUGA